Molecule: messenger RNA, 1722 nt
Organism: Leptosia nina
Lineage: Eukaryota; Metazoa; Arthropoda; Insecta; Lepidoptera; Pieridae
Source: the annotation of a GenBank genome assembly
AUGAGUUCUAUAGGAACGGGUUACGACUUGUCUGCAUCACAAUUCUCCCCUGACGGCAGAGUAUUUCAAGUUGAAUAUGCAGCAAAAGCCGUAGAAAACUCUGGUACAGUUAUUGGAUUACGAGGAAAAGAUGGUGUCGUUUUUGCAGUUGAAAAGCUAGUUACAUCCAAAUUGUAUGAAACUGGUGCAAACAAGAGGAUAUUCCAUGUAGAUGAACAUGUUGGGAUGGCUGUUUCCGGUCUAAUAUCAGAUGCAAGGCAGAUUGUUGAAACUGCACGCUCAGAAGCAUCAAACUACAGAUCUCAAUAUGGCAUCCCGGUCCCAUUGAAAUACUUAAAUGAGCGUGUCUCUAUGUACAUGCACGCCUACACAUUGUACAGUGCUGUCCGUCCAUAUGGAUGUGCUGCUAUUAUGGGGUCUUGGUCAGAGCAUGAUGGACCACAGAUGUACAUGCUUGAGCCUAGCGGAGUCUCAUUUUCAUACUUUGGAUGUGCAGUUGGCAAGGCAAAGCAAGCUGCGAAGACAGAAAUUGAAAAGCUCAAACUUGCUGAUAUUCCAGUUAAAGAUCUUGUUAAGGAAGCAGCUAGAAUCAUAUACCUUGUCCACGAUGAAUUGAAGGACAAGCAAUUUGAACUGGAGUUAUCCUGGGUAUCUAAGGACACAAAUGGGCGCCACCAAUUGGUGCCAAAGGAAAUUGCUUCAGAAGCUGAAAACCAAGCGAAGCAAGCCUUGGCUGAUAUUGAAGAUUCUGAUGAUGCUGAUAUAAGACUCGAUAUUGAUUUUAUUGUAGGCAAAUAUUUUACAGAUAUUGUUAAAUUGUGUAUCAUAACGGCCAAGAGGAACGACAUAAGACGUGUUAUAUACAACAUUGCUGAGUUAUGGCCGACUAAUAAUUUUAAAGAGGAAAAAGACUCGACUCUUUGUAUGUGGACUGAACGGUUACAUUUGUUCCAGCGAUUUUUCUACUUCUGUGGCUAUAUCGGUAUCAGCUUCUACUUAGCAGUACCACUGGUGAUGACCAUUUAUACUGGUUUUACCGAAGAAGAAAUAAUCUAUCAAUUUCCACUAGAUACAUACUUUUUCAGUUUCUUAAAAUCCAACUACGAAUAUGCCAUCGCGUAUCUUUAUAUUUCUGUUGUGGCUGGCACAGUGCAUAUGUGCCUCUACAUAGCGACUGACUUUAUACUUACGUCUCUCGUAUUUGACGUAAGUGGUCUUUUAGCGGCGCUCCAAAAUGAUUUUACUCAAAUUGAUGAAAAAGCUGAAAAUGAUUUGUCUGUCAUGACCAACAUUGUAAAGAAACAUCAAAAGUUAUUAAGUGUAGUAGAGAAGCUGAAUCAUAUUUUUGGACCGUUGUUAUUUACACAAGUAACAUUUUCUUCGAUCGUCAUUUGCUGUUUUGGUUUUCUCACUAUAGUUGGAAAAGACCUGAUAAAAAGUUUAUUGGCAACUUUUGGCAUAAUCCUGGCAAUGUACAACUUUUGCUGGUCCGGCCAACUGCUUUCAGAUACAAGCUCUGAUAUGGCGGACGCGGCAUACAACUGCGCUUGGUACACAAGAGACAAGAGAUUUCGAAAAUACAUUCUGGCAAUUAUUACAAGAGCUCAAAAACCCUGCACGAUGUCCGCCCUGGGAUUCUCUGACGUCACUCUUUCUACCCUAUCUACAAUUUUGAGCACUUCGUGGAUGAAUCAAAUGUAUGAGGAUAUUGACGUCUCUUAG